CUUCUUCUUCUUAUCCCGCUCCUCGCUCAGGAAGAUCAAUUCAAGAUGGGUUCAGGUAAAAAGAUUUGGCAAUCACCAACAGGAAAGAACAUUCAAGCAAGGUUGGAAAAUGCAGCACAUGCUUCUGCACAGAAUUCUAAACGUGGACCAAGAGCUUCUCCUAUCUUGAUGACAUCAGGAAACAAAAGAGCAUGGCGAAAAGCACAUAGUGCUGAUGCGACUCGAAUGGCAGUUCCGGAAACAGCAGAUCGACAGAGAAAAGCACAAGGAGAGGUUGAAGAAGAGGACGAUCACUUCAAUUUGAGCGCUCGCAAACAAAGAUUAAGCAGAGCAGCCCGAUUUGGAUUUCUAUCAAGUAAAGCUCCAACAAUGUUACCUAAUGCUUGGAAUACAACAGUUGUGGAGUCAUUGGACGAUGUUGAUAAGGCUCAGCUAAAGAAAGAAUACGUUCUUAAUCAAAAUCGUCAUUCCAAGAAUGAACGUCUAGAGCCUUUGCGAAGCUCCAUCUUGCGUCUCACAACCUCCUCGCCGAAAAGAUAUGCUGCUGUUCGAUCUGUCUUGCGCCAGGUCCGGGCUAGAUUAGGCCCUGACGAAGAAGGUUUUGAGUCACAGAUCUUAUCCGGACAGUGGUCGCCUUCAAGAAUAGUGGAGUACGGGUGUGGAACAGGAGAAGGAUUAUGGGCGUCAGCAUCUGUGUUUCGGGAUAGCACGUCAGAAGGCAAGGAGCGGCUUACAUAUGAGGGAUAUGAUAGCAAUGUGCCUUAUCUACGGGCUGCAGCAGAUAUGGUCAUCUCGGCAAAGGAACGAGCAGCUCCGAUUCUGCAAGGUGAGAAGUCGCACGAUGGACAAGAAGAUGAAUUGGCGGACUUGGCAAAGAUGCAUAUCUCAUUACGAACAAGUCCUACUUCCAGUAAUAUAGCUGCACAACUAUCGGGAGAUAGAGAUCCUUCUCAACCUGCAAUCGAGCCAACGGAAGGUGAUGGUACUCUUGUACUUUGCAAUCAUGCACUUUCAAAUCUGCGCAGCGACUCUGCUCGGAAUAAUCUCGUCAAGUCUUUGUGGUCCAAACAUCCCACUGCGGAAGUGCUUGCGUUUGUUGAGAAUGGAGACGAACGUGGAUUUGCUUGUAUUGCAAGUGCACGGGAAGAGCUAUUAGGGAUCGGAAAGCGAUAUGAGAGCACUGAAGAGCAGCCUGAUAUGACUAUCGGCAAUCAAACAUUCUAUGCCGAGAACACAGAGAGCAAUGAAUCAGACGAGCAUCAACAAAUUCUUUCGGAUCACCAAGAGUGCCACGUCGUUGCACCUUGUCCGCAUGAUAGACCUUGCCCUCUAUUGCACGAUUUCGAAUUAAGUGAAUCAUUUGGUGAAAAGAUUGGUAAAUCUUCUCGUGCUUCUUCACCUUUGUUCCAUGGAGCAAAUCAUGGUAUGAACAUUUGUGCAGCUUCGACACGAGUACAUAAUCCUGAAAAUACAAGAAAGACAAGACAGACUCAAUCGGACGUUGAAAACGCACAGCAUUGCUACCUCGUCGUUCGCCGAGGACCUCGACCGACGUUCAAUGAUCGAAAACAAUUCGAUACCGAUGACGUACGCGAAGCUUUGGCAGCUCGGGAAAUAUUGCGAAGAAGAGCUGAUAAGACCAAGGUCGGAAUUUUGGAAGCUCUUCGAUCUACUAAAUCUGGCACAAAGACAGAGAUACCCGUUGCGGAAGAGAUCAACAGUGAGGAUGAGGCUGUGUCUUCUUCUACAUUGGCUGAAUUGGGGGCAGAGAUGGAAAAGGGAGAUAAUCAGGCACGCGAAGAACUUUUACGCAUCUUACCUCAGAUCAUACAAAAUCAAGCAGGUGACAAAACAGAAGAUAUACCAGAAGCACUGCAAAUGGCACAGAACGUACUAGAACAAAGCGCACAAAUGGCGGAAGAAGCACAAGAUUCCGUUGAACAAGAGGAUGCAAGUGCGGCAGAGGAGAGUUUGAGAUUAGCAGGUGCCAUGUUGGAACAGCAGCGGGAAUUGUCAAACGCACAAGAGCAAGAGAUUAUUUCGGAAGGUUUGGAACAAAAAGAUAUCGAAAGUAUGAGAAUUGAUGCCUACAGUUGGCCUAGAUUGAUCAUCCCGCCUCUCAAGCGAAGUGGUCAUAUGACCGUAGAUGCAUGCACGGCACAAGGCUCAAUCGAUCGAUUUGUUUUGCCGAAAUCGCUUGGUAAACAAACGUAUCAAGAUGCACGAAAAGCAAGACAAGGUGAUUUGUUACCGUAUCCACCAAUCGAAGAGAAGCCAGUGUUAUGGGAAGAGAUAGAUCUAGAAAGUGGAGAUGAGAGCGUAGAAGGACUUUCGCAAGAUGAAUCACCGGUUGCAAUGAUUGAAGUUCAAAAAAUCAAAACGGUUAUGAGACGUAUUCCGGCAGCUUUGGAAUCUCAACGAAAUACGAUGAGACCUAGCACAAAGAUUAAAUCAUCUUCGAAAAGAGCAGGUGAUGGAAAGGCUUUCAUUGAUUGGCCAAAGUCUAGUGCUUUGGCAAUCGGACCUGAUUUAGUGGCAAAUGCUGGUAUGAAGGAAUCCAAUGAAGCCAUUCCCGGGUUAUCGUCAUCGUCCUCUUCUCGACGCCAACACUACAAAGAAGGCGGAGAAAGAGCUAUUGAGCAAUUGGAACAAUCACAAACGUACAGCAAGAGGAAUAAUCGCAAAAGCUCUUUGGCCAAUUUCGACAAAGAAGUUCGAGAUGCAUGGGCAGAAGAUGAUGCUCAUGCUGUCUAA
Meira miltonrushii is the source of this 2754-nucleotide messenger RNA. RefSeq lists its product as uncharacterized. Gene Ontology annotation, cellular component: mitochondrial small ribosomal subunit. NCBI's taxonomy places the organism in Eukaryota, Fungi, Basidiomycota, Exobasidiomycetes, Exobasidiales, Brachybasidiaceae. Gene Ontology annotation, molecular function: methyltransferase activity; structural constituent of ribosome. The transcript has a single exon. Bases 46 to 2754 code for a protein of 902 amino acids. Gene Ontology annotation, biological process: translation. The record is from RefSeq and is a predicted model, not a curated record.